ACCGUUAACCACAAAACCAGCAGCAGCUAGGAAACACAUGCUCCAAAAACCACCACCAUCAGACAGAUCAAUACAGCGCCAAACCCCAAAUAACACGCACGCCUCAUACGGGAAAUCUUUUUAUAAAACAGCAGCCCUCGUCAAAAGGAGGUCUCUGCUCUUUCUCUACUCUUUCUUCUCUGUGUGUUUUGGAUAGUCAACUGCUAGCUACCAGUGACAGUGAUAGAUAAGGACAUACAGCCAGAGGAAACAGUCGUACAACACCUUAAAGAGAUGUCUGGUGGUCCCUUCACCUGCUUCUCCAACCUGGGAAUACUCCUUCUCCUACUCUCCAAACUCCACUAUGGUGUGGGUGUUUCGUCAUACUCGUUGUUCCACAAGACAGUAGGGGAAUCCGUGGAGAUGCCUGCAGACUUAGAGGGGCAAAAUGUCACCAUAAUGCAGUGGAAGUACAGAGGAAAGAAUAUUGCAGAAUUCAACUCAAAAGUUGUAUAUUCACCAGGAUCCCAGUUCGAUGGGAGACUAGAGAUGAAUGUCAUUAACUUCAGUUUAACAAUUAGGAAACUGACUCUGCAAGACUCAGGGGAAUUUCUAGUUGUUGCUGAAACAGACAAGCAGAUUCCCACUAAGGCUGUCACUCUGCAGGUUCAGGAGCCUAUAUUGAAGAUAGCAAUCCAGACAGACAUCAAGCUAUUGGCCAACCAGUCCUGUACGGUACGGCUGGUGUGCAACGUGUCCCGCUACCUGAACAUUACCUACACCUGGGAGAGAGACAAUGAGAUGUACGGGCACACCCAGCAGAUUCACUUCUCUCUCUCACCAGCAGAGGGAGACAUCAGUGUAAAGUGCAACGCCUCCAACCUGGUCAGUUGGAAAACUGCCUCUGCAACAGUAAAGUGUAGUAAUGACACAACCACCCCAGUGACAGGACAGGCGUGGUAUUCCAUCUACAUCGGAGUAUCAGUGGGAGGCGCUGUGGUGCUGAUCCUCACUGUAACUGUGGCAGUGUGCUACUGCAGGGGCCGAAGUAACACAGAAGAUCUAACUGACAACACAAUAUAUGCUGAUGUUAUGGACAACACAAAAAGUAGAGAUACAAGAUCAAACAGUCAGGUAAACCCAAUAUCCAUCUAUGAGACUGUCAAUGAUCUGGUUAUCCCAAGAUUGAACAAGCCGCAGACUCUGUAUGACAAGAUCACGUUUGGACGCCGGGAAGCCCACCCUUCUCAUUUCCAGGAAGUACUGUGAGCUGAACAGGAUGUGGUCAUAGGCUGCGCCUUCCAUAGAUAUAGAACCCUCUGCAUCCUCUGCAUCUUACACAUGUACAUUCUGUAGAUAGGCCUAGAUGUUACUGUUAAAUUUCAUCACGCCCUACACUAUUUGUUUACUUUCUCAUGAUUGUAAUCUUCACCCUUUGUUGAUCUCAUAUAUACAAUUGUAUAUAUUUACAAGUAUGUGGACAGCUAUUAAAAUUUGUGGAUUCAGCUAUUUCAGCCAAUCUCCACAGACAAACAUUGGCAGGAUAAUGGCAGUACUGAAGAGCUCAGUGACUUUAAUCAUGGCACCGUCAUGUUUGGGGCUGUUUUUCAUGGUUCACGCUAGGCCCCUUAGUUUCAGUCAAGGGAAAUCUUAACACUACAGAAUACAAUGACAUGCUAGAAGAUUCUAUGCUUCCAACUUUGUGGCAACAGUUUUUAUUUGUACCUUUAUUUAACUAGGCAAGUCAGUUAAGAACAAAUUCUUAUUUUCAAUGACGGCCUAGGAACAGUGGGUUAACUGCCUUGUUCAGGGGCAGAACGACAGAUUUUUACCUUGUCAGCUCAGGGAUUCGAUCUUGCAACCAUUCGGUAACUAGUCCAACGCUCUAGGCUAGGCUACGCUGCCACCCUUUUCUGUUUCAGCAUGACAAUGCCGUUGUGCACAAAGGGAGGUGCAUACAGAAAUGGCUUGUUGAGAUCGGUGUGGAAGAACUUGACUGGCCUGCACAGAGCCCUGACCUUAACCCCAAUGAACACCGUUGGGUUGAAUUGGAACGCUGACUGCAAGCCAGGCCUAAUUGACCGCAGAGUGAAGGAAAAGCAGCCAACAAGCGCUUAGCAUAUGCGGGAACUGCUUCAUAUGUGGGAACUGUUGGAAAAGCAUUCUUCAUUAAGCUGGUUGAGAGAAUGCCAAGAGUGUGCAAACCUGUCAUCAAGGCAAAGGGUGGCUACUUUGAACAAAAAUAUAAAAUAAUUCUUCAUUUGUUUAACAUGUUUUUGGUUACUACUUGAUUCCAUAUAUGUUAUUUCAUAGUUUUGAUGUCUUCACUAGUAUUCUACAAUGUGAAAAAUAGUAAAAAUAAAGAAAAACCCUUGAAUGAGUAGGUGUGUCCAAACUUUUGACUGGUACUGUAUACAGUUGAAGUCGGAAGUUUACACACACUUAUGUUGGAGUCAUUAAAACUUGUUUUUCAACCACUCCACAAAUUUCUUGUUAACAAACUAUAGUUUUGGCAAGUCGGUCACCGGCUUUCUAGCUGCCACCGAUCCACAUUUCUUUUUCCAUUUGUUAUGUCUUGAUUGUACACACCUGGUUCCCAUUACGUUAUUAUUAUUUCCCUAUUUAACCCUCUGGUUCUCAUUAUGUUUUGUGCGUGAUUGUUCCUGUUAGUCUUGUGUGUUAGAAUUUGUUAUCCCUACGUGGAUUUAUUGUACUGUUUAUUUUUCCCGAGUAAAAUACGUUAUUUUUACUCA
This is a messenger RNA of Salvelinus fontinalis (brook trout), 2732 nucleotides long. Its product is annotated as signaling lymphocytic activation molecule-like. NCBI's taxonomy places the organism in Eukaryota, Metazoa, Chordata, Actinopteri, Salmoniformes, Salmonidae. The coding region runs from base 274 to 1248 and encodes 324 amino acids. The transcript has 7 exons. The record is from RefSeq and is a predicted model, not a curated record.